Parasteatoda tepidariorum (common house spider) is the source of this 2282-nucleotide messenger RNA. The record is from RefSeq and is a predicted model, not a curated record. Lineage: Eukaryota; Metazoa; Arthropoda; Arachnida; Araneae; Theridiidae.
AAAGUUCUUGUUUAUUAACUAUUAUUUAGACAUACUGCGUCAAUUGUGUUAUAUAUCAUCUAUAACAAGCGCAUUGUUAUAUUAAAUAUAACAAAUUAUUUUAAAAUAUUUUCGUUCUUUAUAAAAUUGUCACUGCUAAAAUGUAAUUUAUAAGUAACUUUAAAAAUAGAUUUUAAAAAAAAUUCAAAAUCCAGUUUACUCUUUUGAAAAAAUGAAUUUUCUGUCGAAGAUUAUCGUGACAUUUCUACAUGUAGUUCGCUAUAUUGUUGAUUUUAUUUCUGACAUUGUUUUCGGCUGGUAUUACCGGGGUAAACAGAAGCGAUUACCACCUAUAAAUAAUCCACUUAUACUUGAGCCGGCUCAUAUUUUGGCUGAAAAAAUACGAAAGCGGGAGAUUCGAAGUGUUGAUGUUGUGAAAGCUUACAUAGAGAGAAUAAAGCAAGUUCAACCCAUUGUUAAUGCAAUUGUUGAUGAUAGAUUUUCUGAAGCCAUAGAAGAAGCAAGAUGCAUAGAUGAGAUGCUCAAAGAAAACUUUAAGUCAGAGGAAGAAAUUGCAUUGGAAAUGCCCUUUUUGGGUGUACCUGUCACCAUCAAAGAAGCUAUUGCUGUUAAAGGAUGUCUAUACACAGUUGGAUUAGCUGCUAGAAAAGGAAUAAGAGCCAGCUUUGAUGCAGAAGUUGUCUCCCUUCUGAAGCAAGCAGGUGCUAUACCUAUAGCUGUUACCAUCACUCCAGAAUUGUGCUUAUGGUGGGAAUCGUACAACACCCUCUACGGCUGUUGCUCUAAUCCUUAUGAUUCUACCAGGACAUCUGGAGGAAGUAGUGGUGGUGAAGGCUGCAUAUUGGGUUCUGCUGGAUCUGUAAUCGGUGUUGGAAAUGACAUUGGAGGGAGCAUCCGUAUUCCUGCAGCUUUUAAUGGGGUAUUCGGACAUAAACCAACAAGAGGUAUUGUGAGUAAUGCUGGACAGUACCCUCCGGCUGCUCCUGAAUUGCAAACCUUCUUGAUGACUGGACCUAUGUGCCGAUAUGCUUCUGACUUACUACCUAUGAUGAAAGUUCUUAUUGGAAAGGGUGUUGCUUCCAAAUUGAAAUUAGAUGAAAAAGUAAAUUUUCGAGAUAUUUCUAUAUAUUAUAUGGAAAAUGAAGGCGGCAACCCAUUUGUUUCUGCUGUCAAUCCAGAGAUCAUAAAAGCUCAACGAAAGGUCAUUGAGUACUUCAAGGACACCUAUGGAAUACAACCGGUUAAAGUCGACAUCCCUAACAUGCGACAUAGCUUUGUAAUGUGGUCUAAAGUGAUCACCACCUCCGGAUUCAAGCCGAUCCCCGUAGAAAUGACCAACAGAACAAGCAAAGCCGACCUCCUUGUUGAGUUCUUCAAGUGGGUUAUUGGAGUAUGUGACCACAUAUUUCCAGUUUUAUUGUCUGCUGCCCUAAAUAAGUUUUGGGUACCAAAAGACGAGAAGAAAGCCAGCAAGUACUACACCAUGAUGUACGAUAUGGAGCAACAUUUUGAGAAACUACUGGGCCACGACGGCAUAUUCAUCUAUCCGAGCGGAUCUGAUUUGGCUCUUCACCAUGGUCAGCCACUCUUAAAGUCUUUUAAUGUGUCCUACACGUGUGUUUUCAACUUAUUAGGCUUGCCUGUUACUCAGUGCCCUGUGACACUGAGUCAUGAUGGCCUUCCUGUUGGCCUGCAGGUUGUAAGUGGUCAUUACAAUGACCGCCUUACUGUUGCUGUUGCGGAAGAGAUUGAGAAAGCUUUUGGGGGGUGGGUUAGACCACCUGCAAAUACUUGUGAGUAAAAAUGGACUUCAGAGAUACCUGUUAUUUAAUGUAACAGUUAUAUUUUUGGAACUGUUCUUAAAGUUAUAUUGCUUGACAAGUGACAUCAAAAUAUGUAAGCAAUUCUAUAAAUUUGUUUCCAUCAAAAAACUUCUAUUGAUGUUUAUUAUAGAUCUUUAUUAACAAUAUAUUACACCAUUAGAGGCUAAAUACCUUGUUUUGUAAACUUCAGAAUGCAAGGUUGCUUGGUAAAAAUUAUAUUAUUUUAUAUAUCUUGUUAUAUAUUAGAUUGAGUCAUAACUUACUUUUGCAUUGAAGGUAUACUGAAACAAGUACACUAGAACAGCAGUUCCCAAAUAAUGUUUCACAAAACUAUAGGGAAGAGUUAAAGGGGUCUGCGAGUUAAUACUUUUUAUUAUCUUUGUUUUAUUUCAAAGCCUCUGAUUGGACCAGGAUCAAUCCCUGCCGGCCAAUGACUCCCCGUGUAGUAAACAGUGACUG